Aureococcus anophagefferens is the source of this 423-nucleotide messenger RNA. RefSeq lists its product as hypothetical. Gene Ontology annotation, molecular function: ATP binding; protein kinase activity. Gene Ontology annotation, biological process: protein phosphorylation. The transcript has a single exon. The record is from RefSeq and is a predicted model, not a curated record. The annotation marks the transcript as partial. NCBI's taxonomy places the organism in Eukaryota, Pelagophyceae, Pelagomonadales, Pelagomonadaceae.
CGCGAGCUCAAGGCGCUCCGGGCGCUGCGCCACCCGAACGUCGUCGCGCUGCUCGGCGCCGUCGCCGACGACGACGAGGGCCUGCUCUGGGCCGUGCUCGAGUUCGCGCCCCACGGGUCGCUGCACCGCCUGCUCCACAAGGGCACGCCCGACGAGCUCCUCGCGUGCUUCGGGGCGCGGGACGCGCUCCCGGGCCUCGGCGUCGCGUUCUGGUCCGUCUCCACGGACGUCGCCGCGGCCGUCGCGUUCCUGCACCGGCGCAAGGUCGUCCACGGCGACAUCAAGUCCGCGAACGUGCUUUUGGGAAGCUACGGCGUCGCGAAGAUCUCCGACUUCGGCCUCGCGCGCGUCGUCGGCACGCGGGGGUUCACGCGCGCGUCGGCGGCGCACGGCGGCACGGCGGGCUACAUGGCGCCGGAGCUC